AUGCUAGACAUAACAGGUAAAGAUGUACAGCGCCAUAUUUCUUUUCAUCGAUUAUCCACCAACGCACUGGGCGGAGAAAUCUCUGAAGCGAUGAAGGCGAAUGCGUCUCACGCUUUUACAAAUGCUCCGUUUACCCUGACAAAGGCAUCCAAUGUGGAUAGUUCUCGCUUUGAUAAUGGACAGGAAGCCAAGAAGCCUUUCUCCAACGCUGAGAGAAAUGUCUCUGAAUCAAAUCCCAUACGGCUGACGCGAAAUUUAUCCGAAGUGUCUACUACCCCGACCUCACUUGCGAUUCCUAGCAGUUCAUGCUUCUGUUUUUCGCAUAGUAUAAAUCCUCAAGGGAACAAGGCGUCGUUCAUUGCUUGCGAUAUCAUGUUUCUUACCGAAAAUAGGCGUCAGCAAGAUUGCGGCUUGAUACCCAUGGGUCUCGUGUUGCGGAUUUGCAUUCCUGAAGCAUUCCCAAUCCUGCUGGUGUACCACCUUCCCAGUUGUACAUGGAAAUUCUUGAAAGGUUGGGUUGGCAGCGGGGGUGGUAGCUACUCCUCAUUGGGCUUGAUACUCAGUACUGUACUCCAAAAUACUCCGUCGGGGUGGCAUCAGAAUCUUCAUCAUGGCAAGCACUGUCGAUCCAGAAAAGAUGAGAUGGGCUUGUACGCGGUGGGUUACGAGAUUAGGAGGGGUUGGGAUAGUCCAGUAGAAGAAAGUGAGUCGGCUAGGUCCUGUCAGUGGUCGGUCGCGACUCCAAUGGCUCAGUAA
Aspergillus niger is the source of this 756-nucleotide messenger RNA. RefSeq lists its product as hypothetical. The transcript has 4 exons. The coding region runs from base 1 to 756 and encodes 251 amino acids. Lineage: Eukaryota; Fungi; Ascomycota; Eurotiomycetes; Eurotiales; Aspergillaceae. The record is from RefSeq and is a predicted model, not a curated record.